AGUUAUCAAUAACAAAAUGAAAUGACAUUAUUGAUUUUUGGAGGUUGUAUACGAAACUGCAGUUGCAAGAUUAAAAUGUGAAAAUAAAUUAACAAGUGCCACUUUUACGCGUUGUUUUGACUGUAAAUUCGUAGUAUUUAAGUUCAUAAUGCGUCUUAAGCGGCGUUUUCACAUGUUAAAAGGUUUCCAACUUGAGUAAUACGUGUUGGUUCUGUAGAUGAAAUAACCGCGGAUAUGGCCACGGCUCAGUGCUCCACGGACGCAGACGUCCACGCUGCAGAGGCAGACGCGGAGGACCAGGAACUCGAUUUAGAGAUCAGUGUGGACAAGAUUGACGAGGGACUGUUUCUUGGGAACCUAGCAUGUGCCCGGGAACAGAAGACCCUGGAGACCCUCGGGAUCACACACAUACUGACGAUAGACCUGGUGCCGCUGCCCAGGAGUCUGCAGGACAGGAUCAAAGUUAUCUUCAAGUAUGUCAAAUUGGCCGAUGUACCAAAAGACGAUCUGAUCUCCCAUUUGCCAGAAUGCAACGAAUUUAUCGAGAACGCCGUGGAAGCUGGUGGUAACGUCCUGGUCCAUUGUUACUUUGGCGUGUCGCGCUCCGCUGCGGUUGUCAUCGGUUACAUUAUGAAAAGAUAUUUUCUGGAUUACGAGGACGCCUUCAGGUUGGUGAAAUCACAACGGCGCUUUGUCGGACCCAACCCUGGUUUCAUUGCUCAACUCAAAUUGUAUGGACAGAUGGGCUAUGUGCUUAAUAAGGACGACCCAAGAUACAAACAGUUUCGAUUAAAAAUGGCGGGACAAAAAUUAAAACAAGUAAAAAUCCUCCCCCAACUUUUUGCGGAUCUGAUCAAACCGGAUCCGGGUUUGGUCCGCGAGCGCCCGGACCCGGUCGUGUAUCGUUGUAAAAAGUGUCGCCGGGUCGUCGCCAGCCAGAACAACAUUAUACCACACGUACCCAAGCAGGUUAAAGUCGAGUUGGCUAAGAGAGGUAUCAGGCCAUCGAUAUCCAAGCUGCCCGGUGUCCCGUGCUCCGAGAACGGCCAGGUCCUCAUUCAGAGGCUGAAGAGCUUGGCGUGUCACAUACUGGACCACGACACUACGGACACCACGGGGGUCCCCGCCACGCAGGACGGCGAGGGACCUAGCCAUUUGGACGGUUACCACGAGCAGAACCUGGUGGAGGCGGCGAUAGCGGCCCGCGACUGCGCGGACGCGUGCCGUCAGAUGCUGUUCGUGGAGCCGAUGGCCUGGAUGAGCGGCGUCACGCACGACGCGCAAGGGAAACUGCACUGCCCCAAGUGCAACUACAAGAUAGGCAGCUUCAGCUGGGUCUGCGGUUGCAAGUGUCCGUGCGGUCAGAAAGUUGCGCCCGCCUUCUACCUUGUACCGUCGAAGGUGGAAUGGUCCAAUAUUGUCCAAAACGUACAAGUCACGGUCUAGAGUCCAGCGCGCUGAUGGUCGCGCUUCGAUCA
Cydia amplana is the source of this 1478-nucleotide messenger RNA. Its product is annotated as dual specificity protein phosphatase MPK-4-like. Bases 235 to 1446 code for a protein of 403 amino acids. Gene Ontology annotation, molecular function: protein tyrosine/serine/threonine phosphatase activity. The record is from RefSeq and is a predicted model, not a curated record. Gene Ontology annotation, cellular component: nucleus. Lineage: Eukaryota; Metazoa; Arthropoda; Insecta; Lepidoptera; Tortricidae. Gene Ontology annotation, biological process: protein dephosphorylation. The transcript has 10 exons.